AGGAAACAACUGCACUCCUGAAGAAAGAGGAAAAGUCUUUCCAAAUACUACUCUGUGCUUCACAAUGGGAGACCAAUUGCAUUUUCCAGCAGCCAGAAGCUUGCUCCCAGUGGCACUCUGCAUUUUGACCCUUCUGCCUCACAGCCUUCUGAGUGAGCUGGCGGAGGAGGACAACACAGGACGCUCAGCAGUACUCCAGAGGGUGAAACGAGGCUGGGUGUGGAACCAGUUCUUUGUCCUGGAGGAGUACACCGGACUGGAACCACUUUAUAUAGGAAAGCUUCACUCAGACAUGGAUAAGGGCGACGGCUCCAUUAAGUAUAUUCUGACCGGCGAGGGCGCGGGCACCACUUUCACCAUCGAUGACAGCACAGGGGACAUCCACGCCAUACAGAGGCUGGACCGGGAAGUGAAGGCCCAGUAUGUCCUCCGCGCCCAGGCCCGCAAUCGCCUGACGGACAGGCCUCUGGAGCCUGAGUCUGAGUUCAUCGUCAAGAUCCAGGAUAUCAACGACAACGAGCCGAGGUUCCUCGACGGACCCUACCAGGCCACUGUACCCGAGAUGUCCAAAAUAGGAACAUCUGUGAUCCAGCUGACCGCCACAGACGCAGACGACCCCACAUAUGGCAACAGUGCCCGUGUGGUCUACAGCAUCCUGGAGGGCCAGCCUUACUUUUCAGUGGACGCCAAGUCUGGCGUGGUCCGUGUGUCCCUGGCAGACAUGGACCGGGAGACCAGAGAAAACUACACCGUGGUCAUCCAGGCUAAGGACAUGGGUGGCCAGCUGGGGGGGCUCGCCGGCACCACCACCGUCAACAUCACGCUCAGCGACGUCAACGACAACCCGCCCAUGUUUGACCAGAGGUUGUACCAGAUGAGUGUCCCAGAGUCAGCUCCGGUGGGUUCAGUGGUGGGUCGGAUCUGGGCGAAGGACAGGGACAUCGGGGUCAACGCUGAGAUGAAGUACAGCAUCAUUGAUGGGGACGGUAGAGACACAUUUGACAUCAGCACCGACCCCACCAACCUGUUUGGCAUCAUCACAGUGAAAAAGCCACUUAACUUUGAGAACAAGCCCAGUUACACCCUGAAGGUGGAGGGUGCCAACACCCACCUGGACCCGGCCUUUCGCCACCGCGGGCCCUUCAAAGAUGUCACCAUCGUGCACGUGAGCGUGGAGGACGUGGACGAGCCUCCACUGUUCGGCUUGCCAGCGUACUACAUUGAGCUUUCAGAGGACACCGAGAUCGGGACAUUGGUGAAGACGGUGUCGGCCAGGGAUCCUGAUGCUGCCAACAACACUGUAAGGUAUUCCAUCGAGAGGUCCAGCGACCCCGACAAGUUCUUCUACAUUGAUAUCACUUCCGGGUCGCUGAUGACGGCACGUUCGCUGGACCGAGAGGAGAUUGGCUGGCACAACAUCACGGUCCUCGCAAUGGAGAUGAAUAACCCAACACAGAUCGCAAGUGUGUCUGUGGCUGUAAAGGUCAUGGAUGUGAAUGAUAAUCCUCCUUUGCUGACGCACUACUUGGAGGCUUAUGUGUGUGAAAACGCCAAAGCCGGGCAGCUGAUCCAGACAGUGACAGCCGUGGAUCCAGAUGAGCCGCUGGGUGGACAACACUUCUACUACAGCCUGGCUCCAGAGGCCGCAAACAACCCCAACUUCACCCUGAGGGACAACCAAGACAACACAGCGUGGAUCCUGACUCGGCGCGGAGGCUGGUCACAGCAGGACCAGACAGUUUUCUACUUGCCCAUCUUCAUCUCUGACGGCGAGCAGCCGGUCCAGACCAGCACCAGCACACUGACCAUCCGAGUGUGCAGCUGUGACCAGGAGGGCAACGUCAUGUCAUGCAAUGCCGAGGCCUACAGUCUGCCUGCCAGCCUCAGCAGAGGAGCCCUCAUCGCCAUCCUGGCCUGCAUCUUUGUCCUGCUGGUGAUGAUUCUGCUCAUGCUCUCCCUGCGGACUCACCGUAAGAAGCCCUACCUGUGCGAUGAGGAGGAGAACGUCCACGAGAACAUUGUGCGCUACGACGACGAAGGAGGUGGCGAGGAGGACACCGAGGCCUUCGACAUCGCUGCCAUGUGGAAUCCACGUGAGGCGCACCACCACCUGGGCAAGAUGAGACAGGACAUGCUGCCGGAGAUUGAAAGCUUGUCACGAUACGUCCCUCAAGCCUGCGUGAUGGGUGGCGGCGGGGACAGUAACGUUCACGGAUAUGUGCUGGCGAAGCUCCUGGAGGCUGACAUGGACCCGUGUGCCCCACCUUAUGACUCCCUGCAGACCUACGCCUACGAGGGGGAAGGUUCGGUCGCCGAGUCGCUCAGUUCGCUCCAAUCAGGAACCUCGAACACCGACCACGAGUACGACUAUCUCAACGACUGGGGGCCUCGUUUUAAAAAACUCGCAGAGAUGUACGGCGUGCUUGAGACAAACAGUCCUCCACUGUGGUAGAACUCCUGACCCUAUGCCUUGUCAAUCUUAGACAAAGUACACCAAGAAAAGGAUAAAAAGAGAGACGAAAAACACAUCAGAGAAAUGACAAAACAAAAAAAGUGUGCGAGGAAGAAACAAUAAAGCCAGGAUGUGCUUACGUCCACAUCCAUGACUGUUAGCACUUGAAUUCCUGCCGAAGCCUCGAUUCUCCACAGCUUUGGAGGCCUGAGAUGCCUGCAGCAGCAGCAGCAGCAGCAGUGUGAGCUGGUUUUAAAUCUCCCCCAGAGAUGGGGGCUUCAGAGACAGCCUGGAUUGGCAGCCUCACGGGGCCCAGCAAAGAAACAGCUUCAAAGCACAUGUUAACUCCCCCGCCUGACCCAGCCACAGGCAGAGCCCCUUUGGUUCAAAGUGUUCAGCAAUUUAUGCCAGAGAUGAAAACGAGAGCAGGACUACCUUACUCACAGCACGGGAGACAAACUCUGAAAUGCUGAUCCACUGUUCGGAGUUUGUGCUUUUAUACGACUCCAGCUACAACACUGGCGGACAAAGGACGCAGUGAGGAGUCACUGCUCCAGUGUGAGGCGUGUUCUUUUUGUUUCAUCUGUGGCAGGUCUUAAUUUAUCUCUUUGUUUCACGUGCUGUAUUUAUAUUUUUUGCUAACUUAUUUGAGUACUUUAAACCGACACUGUACUUAAACUGCCGCUGUGUGAGGAAAUCUUUAAAAGAUCACAUACUUGUUGUAACAUACAUGAUGUAACUGCCUUUGUUUUCAGUCUGUGUGAGUAAAACGUUUUCCAUACAUCUCCAAAUGUUACCUGACAUGCACAGGAGGUGGCGAUGCUGUAAUCCCAUGUGGGUUUUCCAGGCUGAGAUGUUUGUUGUGUUAUUGUUUUUGUACCAUUUUUGAGCUCUUUGUAUUGUAACUCUUUUUUUUUUUGUCCCAAAAACACGAAGCAGUUAUGCGUUCACGAGGAGAAGAGGGAAGCCAUUUUUUUUGGAAAAUCCUUUGAUGGAACCGGGUAUGUCCCAGCAGACGAUCACAUUUUACUCAAGAUGCAUCCCCCGUAACCUGGAUGAGCACAUGACCGAGUCGCCUUUCAUUUCGGAUCCACCGACGUGCCAACAACAGUCCGAUGGCAACGAGGCUUGAUCUGUCCUGUUAGAGAUACUGUGCUGUUUCUGUGCCACCACACAGAUGUGGCUUAAUCCUCCAAUCCUGUGGACUACAGAGACAUUGAUAAUCUGCAUUAAGUGCCAAAUGUAAAAAGGACAAAAAGAAAGACAUUUUGGGGGGGGUGUGCAAAAUACAAACACCAAAAGACAAAAAAGGAUUUUACAAACUGGGAGGCCAUUGAAGGAGCAUUUUGAUAAUUUGAUUGGGUGGAGUUUACUUGAAAUCUAUGUGGUAAGUCAUGCUACAGUAAGUGGUAUGUGAAUGUAGAUUUUUUUUUGUAUUCUUGGUAAUAAAAAGUUA
Molecule: messenger RNA, 3908 nt
Organism: Toxotes jaculatrix (banded archerfish)
Lineage: Eukaryota; Metazoa; Chordata; Actinopteri; Toxotidae
Product: cadherin-20-like
Exons: 11
Coding region: 65-2452 (795 amino acids)
Biological process (GO): homophilic cell-cell adhesion; cell morphogenesis; cell-cell junction assembly
Cellular component (GO): catenin complex; adherens junction; plasma membrane
Molecular function (GO): cadherin binding; calcium ion binding
Source: RefSeq, a predicted model, not a curated record